UCUCUCUCAGCCCGAUCUUGGAGAUGCUGCCGGGGAGGGAACUGGGAACCUUCCGCUCUUCCCAGAGGGGCUCCAUCCACUCAUUGUACAUGGCACCUAUGUGUACACUAAUUGUACAAUUGUUGAACAUAACGUGUGAAUGGACCCACAAGGUCACAGAAUAUAAUUAAGAGUAUUACGAGGAGCAGGCGAAAUUCGACGAAGAGAUGGAAAGACGUAAGAUCCGCCACCAGCUUGCCAGCCGCACAAAGCCUGCCAUUCCUCUUCUGGCCAGCAAGCCGAUGAGUAUCCAUCAGUGGGCCCAGCGGCACAGAAACUGGAGGCCACAGGAAGUGACCGUGCAGAUUUUCCGUGGCCGUGAGCAGAACUCCCAGCCACUGAGGGGCCUCCACCACCAGCUUCCCAUGAGAAGUGUAAGUCUGUUGGCGGGGGGGGGGGGGUGUCAGUCCGCCCAAGGCAGGUCUCUGCCCCAAGGAGGUUGCAUUCUUCCUGCCGUCAAGGGGGCCCAGUUUACAAGGGGUGGGAAAGGACAAGAGCUGUUCUUCUCCACGCCCUCGGCUGUGAACGGUCCUGGCUCUCUCGGGAGCACUGCCGAAGGGCCGAUGGAUCCCUUGCGGGCAGACGGGGUGUGGGCUUUAUGCCACCGAGGCCCCUUGUUUUCUCUUCCCUGGUCCACGGCAGCCUCCAAUGUUCCCGGGACUUCUCAAGAAGGGAAGGAAGGAGGAGAAGCCGCCCGUGAGACCUCUGCGUGCAGCCAUCAGGUGGGAGCACUGGGAGCACCACUUGGAGGAUUGGGAGCAGCGGCCACACCAGCCUAAGCCGAAAAGGAGAUUGCCGAGCCUGGUCCCCACCCCAUUUGGGCUGCGGCCGAAACAGAUGGACCUGCCUCGGGCUGCCAAAGAGGUCCUGCUCCGCCAACGGCGAGACUGCUUCUAAACCCAAG
Molecule: messenger RNA, 943 nt
Organism: Hemicordylus capensis (graceful crag lizard)
Lineage: Eukaryota; Metazoa; Chordata; Lepidosauria; Squamata; Cordylidae
Exons: 6
Coding region: 207-818 (203 amino acids)
Source: RefSeq, a predicted model, not a curated record